CGGAGCACGGGGAAGUCCCGAGCACGGGUACAAGAACGCGGCGCGCGCCCAGGAGGGUGGCCUGGACGGUGUCGCAGCGCUCCAGCCAUGUCGCGAGGCCUCCAGUUCCUGCUCCUUGGCUGCGCCUGCAGCCUGGCGCCAGCGAUGGCGAUGCGGGAGGUGACGGUGGCUUGCUCCGAGACGGCUGACCUGCCGUGCCCAGCGCCCUGGGACCCGCAGCUCUCUUACGAGGUGUCCUGGGCCAAGCUCUCAGAGGGAGGCAACGAGAGGCUGGAGCUCCCCCAGAGCAGGCAAAACGACUCCUCCGAGGAGCCCAGGACAAGGUCUUACUCCCUAACGAUCCAGAACACUACUGUCUGCAGCGCUGGCAUCUACAGGUGUGCCCUGCAGGAGCUGGGAGGGCAGCGCAACUCCAGUGGCACCGUGGCUUUGAAAGUGACAGGAUGCCCCAAGGAAGCUGCAGAAUCUCCUUUCCGGAAGUACAGGGCCGAAGCUGUGCUGCUCUUCUCUCUGGUCAUUUUCUACCUGACACUCAUCAUUUUCACUUGCAAGUUUGCACGACUACAGAGUAUUUUUCCAGAUAUUUCUAAACCUGGUACGGAACAAGCUUUUCUUCCAGUCACCUCCCCCAGCAAGCAUUCGGGGCCAGUGACCCUUUCCAAGACAGAAACAGUUUGAGUAGGGUCUUUUCUGGUUUUUACAAAGCCAAGCGCAACCCAGACCAGUGUGCUUGAAUGCUGCCUGGACAAGAGAAGAAUGAGCCCCACCCUCAGAUGGCAACCUUCCUCUGAAGUCCUUCACCUGACAGUGGGUUCCACACUACUUCCUGCCACAGGGUCUUGAGCACCAUCACAUGAUCAUGAAGCAUGGGGUCAUCACCGCUUCUCUAUGGCUGUCGGCUUAGUGUUUCAUGCGGCUAUCUGGUCAACCUCUUAAAUGCUUUUCAGUCAUGUAAAAGCUAUGGUGAGACGCAGAUGGAGCAAGGACAUGGGAAAUUUGAACACUCUGAGCUAAUCUUGUGACAGACUCCCAAGGACAGCUGUCCUUGUCUACAUCUGGGAUACAGCUCUUUGAAUUUGUCCUGUUUUGUUGCACCAGUCCAGAUGUCUCAUAUCUGGCAGAAGUUGACAGGCCAAGCUGUGAGCCAGCGGGAAAGAUUUAGCAAAUAAUUUCCCAGUGCGAAGGUCCUGCUAUUAGUAAGGAGUAUUAUGUGUACAUAGAAAUGAGAGGUCAAUGAACUGUUCCUCAGCAGGGCCUUUUCAUCUGGGAAAGACAUCCAUAAAGCGGCAAUACAGAGGGAUGCCACAUUUAUUUUUUUAAUCUACAUGUACUUGUGAGAGAAGAAUUUUCAUGUUUUUCAAAGAAGUUUCUUUUCUUUAAAAAAAAUGAUUGUCUAGUUGGAUAGCAUUGCUAGCUGGCAAGCAGUCUGAGUGAAUAUGGAGAGUGUCCCUCAGAAUAGGGACAACAAAUUAGAAGCACCGUACGGUGUCCUGCUGGAAAGUGUGGACCAUGGAUUGUGCUACCCAAAGUCUGGCCACAAUUGUCCAAGCCUGUUUGUAUGAUCCUGGAUGAGUCACUUGUGACUUUCACUUUCUGGCUUGUAAACCAGAUGGUUUUUAUCUGGGUUCACUAAAAUGGGUGCAGAAAUGCUUCGGGAAAGCUGGAGAUACUGUACACAGCGGCAACCCCGCUGGGCUGUUAUUCUUGUUGAUAUCCUAGAGUUCGGGAGGUAGAGAAUGCUGAUCGUGUAUCACCUUUCCCAUCAAUCCGAAGAAAGCUAUAAAGAGGACAGAACGUUACCAUGUCUUCUGUGUGAACUCUUCUUGAGAAAUGUGGAGACUGGCUCUGUGUUUUGUUCUUGAAGGGCCAAUCACAAGUCCUUGAAGAUACGGACCUAUGGGAGCCACUGGGCCAUGGCAGGAGGGAGUUCUCAGAUGUUGCACUGAUGUGACAUUGUCGCACUUCUUUAAUGGACUUAUUUUAUGGACUUCCUCAUUUGCCUCCCAGAGAAAUGUUGUCCCUUUGGUAAUGUGUGCAUCACUCACUCACACUAACAUGAGAGUGAAGAGCUGCGUUGAGCUGACCCAGUGUUUGCCUCUUCCUGGCCACUUUCAUGCUAUUAAAGGCAUGCAUGUGAGAAGA
Molecule: messenger RNA, 2142 nt
Organism: Arvicola amphibius (Eurasian water vole)
Lineage: Eukaryota; Metazoa; Chordata; Mammalia; Rodentia; Cricetidae
Gene: Cd83
Product: CD83 molecule
Exons: 5
Coding region: 88-678 (196 amino acids)
Source: RefSeq, a predicted model, not a curated record